Molecule: messenger RNA, 8668 nt
Organism: Anopheles coluzzii
Lineage: Eukaryota; Metazoa; Arthropoda; Insecta; Diptera; Culicidae
Exons: 3
Coding region: 4077-6314 (745 amino acids)
Source: RefSeq, a predicted model, not a curated record
UGUUGUUCACGAGACUGCAUGUGUCGCUCUGCGAAUCAAUUUACGUUUAUCUCGAAAUUUUCUAUAACGUUUUAAAGUUUUAGGAGUGAUAAAGUUAUAAAAAUUGCCGAACGAAUUUACGUUACACCAAAGCAAAAAAAAAUUUUUGCACAUCGAAAAUUCGUUCAACAAAACCAAACUGCUUUGAACAUUAAAAGAUCCGUAGAAGUGUUGUUUUUUAUUUAUUUGCCAUUUCAGACCGAAGAUUUAGUCGUCGAAAAUGUUCCCGAAAAAGUUAAAGCGAAGUGGAGAGCUUUAUAAAAAAAAGCCUCGAAACUGGAAGAGCAGUUUGAAAAAGAGUGGGCAUUGCAAAAUGAUCCUGCCAGACCCAGCAGCCAGCCAGCAGCUCAGCAAUCUGCCCAGGAUGUUGCAAUGAAUGAACCCUGUGAAGGUCCUGUGGCAUCAAUGGAAGAGGAGUAUUUGGACGAAAACAAUAAUGAUGACGAACGUGCUAGCGAUAAAGGAUUCAUCCACACCGAAGAUACUGAUGGCAAAGAGUAUUUAGAGGAAGAGUAUUUGGAGGGAGAGUUUUUGGAGGCAGAGUUUUUGGAGGAGGCGAGCCUGGAAACUGAUCCAGAAAGCGCGAAGCUACGAGACUCUUUGCGAACUUGGUUGAUUCGCAAUAAAGUUGCUCGUAGCGGAAGCAAUAGUUUACUUGCAAUACUGCGAAAAGCGUCUUCUCUUUCUGCUUUUUCAUCUCUUCCUCAGGAUCUUAGGACAUUACUGAAAGCUCUGGUGAACGUCAGCCAGCAGAUAACUAAGGUUCCAGGUGGAGGUGAAAUGUGGUACCAAGGCGUUGAAUGUUGUUUUCAGCAUUAUUUCCGUGAUGUGGACGUACUAGAGGAUGUGUUUGAGCUGAAUCUUUCAGUGGACGGAAUACCAAUAUAUAACCGCAGCGCAAUACAGAUGUGGCCUAUACUGAUGCAGUUGCACAAUAUGCCGAAUGUUCCUGUUAUGGUGGUUGGAAUAUUUUGCGGCACUUCUAAACCAAACGAUGUUGAGCCUUUCCUGAGACCUUUGGUGGGGGAACUAAAUAGGCUACAUGAUCACAAAAUGAACCUAAACGGCAAAAAUAACUGUUUCGGUUAUAGUCAUAAUUGCUGACUCGCCUGCACGCGCAUUAAUUAAACUUGAGUAAUUGGAAUCGCUCUUUUAUUUUAAUUUUAAUAAUGUGUAUGAAUUUCGUUGUACAAUUUUAUUGCAGAAGUUUGCUACUACAACGGAGUACAUGGGUGUUUGAAAUGUAAAUGCUGUGGUACCUCCCUAAAAACAGCAAAAAAAAGUUAUUUUCGAGGAUACAAUAGCUCCACGAAGAACAGAUAAGGAAUUUAGAGAAGAAAAACCCAGUUCUACAGGCUAUUGAAGAGCUAAAACUCCUCUUACAGAUCUAAAAAAGUUCGACAUGAUAAAAGGUAUAGCUACGAGCGAUUUAUUACAUUUCAUACAAUUGGGUAUUGUUUUCAAGCUUCUGCUAGGCUGGGUCGAAGGAGCUCUUUCCCCUUUUAAAAAAUGGUGCAAGGAAGACAUAGAUGAAAUAUCAGAAGAGCUUAUAAGUAGACUGUUGCCCAUAGAAAUUCAUAGCAAGUUUAAGUCUCUUAAUUAUCUUCACUUUUGGAAAGGUACAGAAUUCGGUAGUUUUUUACAUUACGCAGGUAUAGUUGUUUUGCAAGAUAGAAUAGGUAGAAUAGCAUACGAACAUUUUAAAUUAUUAUAUUGCGCUAUAACUAUAUUAUCAUCAUGGGCAUUUAAGGACCAGUGGGAGUAUGCCGGUACAUUGUUGAGGAAAUUUGUUGAGGAUUAUAGUGUUGUGUACGAUCGCAUACAUCUAGUGAGUAAUGUUUAUCUCUUGCUUCAUGUAUACGAAGAGGUUAACAAUUUAGGCCCUCUGAUUACUUUGUCGACACAUUCCUGUGAAAAUAUGUAACAAAUAAUCAAACAUAUUCACGUAAAAUCUGGCUACCGAAGUUUGCAUCAAGCGAUAGGAAAAAUUAUAUUGUUGCGAGACAUAGACACUGCAGCUCAAAGAGUGCGUACAAACGGCGUCCACGGGCCUGCCCACGCCCGAAUGCAGAGCCGAUUGCAUACGAUUGUAUCUUCACCAUUAACAUGAGAGGAACAGGGCUUAUACCACGAACGUACCCGAAAGGUAUGCAUGCUUCACCCGUCAGGAUCUAAAGGCAAGGACAAGGCAAAAGAGACACAGAAAACAUUCCUCACGGCUACACAUGUCCUCUAGACGCGUUGUUUAUGCGUCUCGCUCGGUAUCACAGCGGCAUACGGCAGGUAAGCAGUACAAAUGCUGCUACCUGAUACGCAAACAUGUUUAACGAACCCAUCUAUUCGGGAUGGCUCGGUAAAGGUCGGGUUUAGCCGACGGAGUAGCCGGAACGUGAAGGCGCAGACUUUUUCAUGAUUUUGUAUGACUUCGGCUGUUUUGGACCGUACAUGUAGGCGCAGCCAAAGAAACCAGGAAAGUAUGACGUAUCCUACUGUUGUUUACCAACAGCGGUUCUAGUUUGACAGAUGCGUUGUGGUGAAGUGAGAGAGAGGGACAGGUAGCACAGGCGAAACAAACACGGGCGAAAUAGAGAGAGUAGGAAUGGUUCAUCCCGAAGGAGCUUCGCGUGCAACGGAUGAACCUGCGCAAAUUAAGUGGAAUGACCGCAAUCGGGUUUGCGUGAAGUUUUAAAACGGGCACGAAGACGAAAAUCGACCUCUUUCUACCAUCGCGCCAAGAGAAGAAAGUUCAGUUAAUUUUUAAUACAGUUUAAUGAAAUUAAGUGAAUUAAGAAAACUGAUGUUUCAACUUUAAAUUCGCGAAAGAAAGAGCUUUGUUGUUGGACGCAACAAUUUAAAAAUUCACUACUUACGUUUCACGAGUCCUGGUAAGACGCGAACCCGCAGCGCCUUAGCGAAACCGCAAUAUCAGUGAAGUGAAGCAAGAAGGAAACCUCACGGCUUGGAAAAUGGAGGAUAAGCAGUGUGGUGUGUGCAAUGGUGCAAGUACGGAAAAUGCAGUGGAGUGCGAUCGAUGCGAAGGAAUGUUUCAUCUUGCGUGCGUGAACGAAGAUGAAACCGUGUACAGUAGGGAUUGGACAUGCCAUCUGUGCACUCCUGAAACACCGCCCCCCGCUUCAUCUACCCUUCAUCGUGCGACGCCCGUAGUAGCGACCCAACCAGCCCCGGUAGCAGUGGAUACGAACAUAGUGAAUCUGGAACCAUCCACCAGAGCAAGAUCGACGGAAGUGAUCACGCCCGUAUCGAAUCCUCCGAAUGAUCCAUCAAAAGCAAGACCCACUCAAACUGCUGAUUCUCCCUUGGACAAUCUUAGCAGAACCUUCCAACGUUUCUUGGAAGAAGCACGCGAGCCACGCAGGCAAGAGCCUGACGUGAUACAACGGCUCGAAUCCGUGCUAAACACCUUUGUUCAACGGAUGAAUCAAGAACAAAAUCCGCAAGGAUCACGCCGGGACAAUCUCGGAUCUACGGCGUCAUGUUCGAGUGAUACAACCUUGAACAUUAAUCAGAGUCAGAUACUAGCUAGACAUUCCGUCAACGCCCAGCUACCGACGUUCGCCGGUAACCCAGAGGAGUGGUCCGUGUUCGAAAACGCAUUUUAUGAGACGACGGAACUAUGCGGUUUCUCUGACGGAGAAAAUAUUAUAAGGCUGCAACAAGCAUUAAAAGGAGAAGCGUUUAAAACAGUCCAGGGGAGACUCAGGAAAGCAGCUAACCUCAAAGAAGUCAUGCAAGAGCUCAAAUCAUCGUUCGGACGUCCAGAAGUAGUUGUGAAAACGUUGUUGAGCCAGAUUCGACGACAGGUACCCCCGAGAGCAGAAAAGUUGGAGACGCUUGUGCAGUUCGCCGUAUCCGUGGACGAAAUGUGUGCUGCUGUGAGAAACAACGGGGUCGAGGAGCGUUAUGAUGGACUCGUGUUGGAUGAGCUCGUUGGUCGUCUCCCUCCGAUGAUUAAGCUGAUGUGGGGCAUACACAGUCUUACGUUGUCAAAGGUCAACCUGGCUGCAUUCUGAAAGUGGAUGCAAACCAUUAAGCAUGCAGCCCAAGCGGUAACGAGCCCUGCAAAUCUUAUCGAACCACGAUGCAGUAAGUAUUUGCACAUGCAUACUACUAAUCCCUCCUCGCAGAACUCCACAGAAGCCGUUUGUGCAUGCGAUAACGGCUGCGCUCGCUUAUACGAAUGUGACGGAUACUGGCAGAAAAGCGUAGCAGAUCGCUGGGACAUCAUUAAGCGGAACUACUUGUGUAAAUGUUGUUUGAAAAAACAUCGUGCGCCCUGUAAAGAGACGAGAGUAUGCGGCAAAGACGGAUGUACUGUAAAACACCACCCGUCGCUACACAAUUCGGCAGGUAAGGGAAGACACGAAGCAAAUUUCUCUCACUCUACAGCCACCGACGAGAACAUACUAUUGCGAUACGUGCCAGUUGAGCUGCAGGCUGUAGGAAAGACGAUCAGAACAGUUGCUUUUCUCGACGAAGGAGCGUCAGUAUCGCUAAUCGAACAUUCGCUAGUUGACGAGCUGGAACUUGAAGGGACAAACCGACCUCUUUGUUUGAAAUGGACUGGAGGACAACAUUGCACUGAACGAGAUUCAAAACAGGUGAGCGUAAAUAUAGUAGGAAUAUCCAGUGGUGCUCAGACCUUUGAAGCCUCUAAUGUACGAACGGUGAAAAGUCUUGGGUUGCCCUCGCAACGCGUUAAAAUGGAUCGUUUACGAACAAAAUAUCAGCAUUUAGCAUCCAUUCCAUUAGCACCAUAUGCUUCUGUACCUCCACGCAUUCUCAUAGGAAUGAAUAACUAUCAUCUCACUGUUCCAUUAAAGACGAUAGAAGGAAAAACAAAUGAACCCGUCGCAACAAAGACGAGGCUAGGAUGGGUAGUUUCGGGUUGCGAUUCGUCGUCAACGUCUAACAACAGCAACAUUUUGGCAUUUCAUCGAGCACAUAUUUGUGAUUGUGCAGAAAUAGAAACCAAAAUUGAUCAGGCUCUAAAAGGUAGUUUUGCGCUCGAAGAACCCACAUGUAAAGGUGGCAUAAACACUCUUUCAAAUGAUGAGGAACGGGCGAGUGUAUUGCUGCGUAAACACACCUCACUACAAGGUGAGAGGUAUGUCACUGGAUUGUUGUGGCGCUAUGAUGACGUAAAACUGCCAAACAAUCGAGCAAUGGCUCUCAAACGCUUGGAAUGUUUAGAACGCCGCAUGGCAAAAGAUGAGCACCUUCGAGAAAUGAUGGACCGAGUGCUGAAAGACCAUGUUGAAAAGGGAUAUAUUAGAAAAUUAUCAAAUGAAGAGCAUAAAUUUAAGCAUCCUAGAAAGUGGUAUCUACCAAUCUUUCCUGUAUUUAACCCCAAUAAACCAAAUAAGGUUAGAGUAGUAUGGGAUGCAGCUGCAACAGUGAAUGGAAUUUCGCUUAAUUCCAUGUUAUUGACUGGGCCAGACCUUCUUUCACCACUGCCGACUGUACUAAGUCGGUUUAGAGAAUAUCGUGUUGCUAUUGCCGCUGACAUUCAAGAAAUGUACCAUCAGGUCAUGAUUAAAGAAGAGGAUCUGAUUAGCCAAAGAUUCCUAUGGCGAACGGACCGGUCGCAAGUUGAGCCCGAUGAAUAUGUGAUGCUGAGGAUGACCUUUGGGUCAGCCUGUUCACCAACUUCCGCCCAAUUUGUAAAGAAUGUAAACGCGGACCGUUUCGCGGCCCGCUAUCCUCUAGCCGUCGAAUGUAUUAAGCGUCAUCACUACGUCGACGAUAUGCUUGCCAGUAUAGAGAGUGUGACCGAGGCCACGAAGCUAGCACAAGAUGUGAAAUUUAUUCACUCACAAGGAGGAUUCAAGCUUCACAAUUGGAUGUCGAAUUAUGGCCAAGUAUUAGAUGGCGUUGGUAGUAGCAACAGCCGGGAGAAGGAUAUGAACCUCGAUCCAACAGCUUGUACCCAGAAGGUCUUGGGAAUGUGGUGCAACGCAAACGAAGAUACGUUCCAAUUCAAAGUGCCGUUAAAGGAUGUAGAUGUUCUACAAGGGAUCGUGAUACCAACCAAACGGCAAGUACUGAGCACGCUUAUGACAAUCUACGAUCCGUUAGGCUUGAUAGCAGGCUUUUUACUGUUCCUCAAAGUAUUAUUGCAAGAAGUUUGGCGUUCUGGAAUUGGGUGGGACGAUCAAAUACCCAAUUCUCUGCAAGACAAAUGGAAGGAGUGGUUAACUUCCCCCAUCUGCAAUCUAUCAAGAUUCCGCGAUGUUACCGCACGUCCAUCAGCUUAGAGAACUGCACGACACAGCUUCAUAUUUUUGUAGACGCCGGGAGAGACGGUUUCGCAGCCGUGGCGUACUUCCGAUUCGAAUCCGAAGAUCAACGGGAAGUUGUGUUGAUCGGCGCAAAAACUCGAGUAGCUCCGUUAAAAUAUACAUCGAUUCCCCGAUUAGAGCUGCAAGCUGCAGUAUUGGGAGUUAGACUGAUGACAGGUAUUCAUCAAUCACACCGGAUAAAGAUCCAUAGACGCUUCUUGUGAACCGAUUCAAAAGACGUUUUGUGUUGGCUCAACUCGGAUCAUCGAAAUUAUAGCGUGUACGUAGCUCAUCGAGUAGGCGAAAUAUUAGAAAAUGGCAGUGGGUGCCGACUAAAAACAACGUAGCCGACGAAGGUACAAAAUGGUCCAACCUUAACCGACACUGCACGACCGGAAUGUGGUUUAAAGGACCAGCGUUCCUACAGCAACCGGAAAACGAGUGGCAAGUGCAAAGCUUCAGAACUUCAACUACUGAGGAAGAGUUACGCCAGACGGUUUCAUAUCAUCGUGAAUUAUCCCCAGUAAUUAUCUUUGACAGAUUUUCUGAUUGGAAACGCCUGCAUCGAGCCAUCGCCUACAUGUGGAGGUACAUCAAUAAUUCUCGUCUGCCAAAAAUGUCUCGAUAUUUUGGACCCCUUUCGCAUCUUGAGCUACAACAAGCUGAGCAAUCGAUCAUCAAGGAAGCGCAACGAUUAGAGUUUCCAGAAGAAUAUCAGCUGCUUCUGCAUGACAAAUCAGGUACAAAGGGAUCUAAAAUGAUUAACAAGAAAAGUUCUCUUUAUAGACGUAGUGCAUACAUGGACGAUGACGGUAUCUUACGAGUACGAGGAAGAAUCGAUGCUUGUCGUUACGCAAGCCAUGACAUGAAGAGGCCAAUUAUUCUUCCCAAAAAAUCCUGGCUCACCGAUCUGAUUGUAACGGAGUACCACUGGAAAUAUAAACAUCAAAAUCAUCAAACCGUAAUGAAGUGCAGCAAAAGUUCGAUAUUCCUGGCCUACGAAGCGCGUGCCACAGAGUGUGAAACAAUUGCUUUAGAUGUAGCCUUCGUAAAGCUUACCCUAAACCUCCAGUGAUGAAUGAGUUGCCGUUAGCUCGAGUGUCGCCGUACGCCAGACCGUUCUCCUACACAGGGAUAGAUUACUUCGGACCUUUUUUGGUCGCUGUUGGACGGAGACAGGAAAAGCGCUGAGGUGUGCUGUUCACGUGUCUAACAAUACGGGCCAUACACAUAGAGGUGGCUCACAGCUUGAACACCAGCGCUUGCAUCAUCGCUAUUCGCAAUUUUAUCGCACAUAGAGGGACUCCGAUUGAAAUCAGAACUGAUCGUGGGACUAAUUUCGUUGGCGCUGAUCGUGAGUUGAAAGAUGCGGCGAAGCAGAUAAACACCGAGGAGCUGAUAGAUGAAAUGUACCUCCCCGAUACGACGUGGAUAUUCAACCCCCCCGGAGCACCACAUUUCGGUGGUGCAUGGGAGAGAUUAAUCCAAUCAGUUAAACGCACCCUCUCCGGCAUGCAAUUUACCAAAACACCGACAGAUACCGUUUUCGCCAAUUGGUUAAUUGAAGUAGAAAACAUUAUCAACUCUCGCCCACUAACACAUGUAUCGGUUGAUAGUGAGGAAGAAGCCGUGUUAACGCCAAACCAUUUUCUCUUGGGUUCAUCUUCUGGAAUAAAACCAUUAACAUCUCUUGAUGAUUCUUCCGCAGCCCUCAGGAACAACUGGAAGACGUCACAACUGUACGCAGAUCAAUUUUGGAAAAAAUGGUUAGCUUCUUAUCUGCCUACGCUCACCCGUCGCAGCAAAUGGUUUGAGACACAGCCGCCAUUGCAAUUAGGAGACCUCGUGCUGAUUGUCGAUGACGCCCUACCAAGAGGAUGCUGGCCUAAGGGAAGAAUCGUACAGCUCGUACGUUCGAAGGACGGAACAACUCGGCGUGUGCACGUACAGCUUGCGAACAAAAAGAUUAUAGAGCGACCGGUAGUAAAAAUCGCUGUAAUAAACGUAGAACCGCACGAAAGAGUUUAACGCAGUCAAACACCGGGGCCAGUGUUGUUUACCAACAGCGGUUCUAGUUUGACAGAUGCGUUGUGGUGAAGUGAGAGAGAGGAACAGGUAGCACAGGCGAAACAAACACGGGCGAAAUAGAGAGAGUAGGAAUGGUUCAUCCCGAAGGAGCUUCGCGUGCAACGGAUGAACCUGCGCAAAUUAAGUGGAAUGACCGCAAUCGGGUUUGCGUGAAGUUUUAAAACGGGCACGAAGACGAAAAUCGACCUCUUUCUACCAUCGCGCCAAGAGAAGAAAGUUCAGUGAAUUUUUAAUACAGUUUA